This is a messenger RNA of Phasianus colchicus (ring-necked pheasant), 1512 nucleotides long. RefSeq names its product glycine receptor alpha 3 (gene GLRA3). The record is from RefSeq and is a predicted model, not a curated record. Gene Ontology annotation, cellular component: postsynaptic membrane; plasma membrane. Gene Ontology annotation, molecular function: glycine binding; transmitter-gated monoatomic ion channel activity; extracellularly glycine-gated chloride channel activity. Gene Ontology annotation, biological process: chloride transport; monoatomic ion transmembrane transport. Lineage: Eukaryota; Metazoa; Chordata; Aves; Galliformes; Phasianidae.
AUGCCGCGGACACGGGCGCUCCAGGGCUCCUCGGCGGUUCCGAGCAGCAUGGCACGGCUGAGGUACCUCCGCGCCGCUGUCUCGGGCUUCUAUUUGUGGGAAGCUGCGGUGCUGCUCAGCUUGGUAGCUACAAAGGAAACAGACAGUGCAAGAUCCCGUAGCAUGCCAAUGUCACCAUCUGAUUUCUUGGAUAAACUAAUGGGUAGGAUGUCGGGCUACGAUGCAAGGAUCAGACCAAAUUUCAAAGGUCCUCCAGUUAAUGUCACAUGCAACAUAUUUAUAAACAGCUUUGGAUCCAUUGCAGAGACAACCAUGGAUUACCGAGUGAACAUCUUUCUCCGUCAGAAUUGGAAUGAUCCACGUCUUGCAUAUAGUGAAUAUCCAGAUGACUCUUUAGACUUAGAUCCAUCUAUGCUGGAUUCAAUUUGGAAACCAGAUUUGUUCUUUGCUAAUGAAAAAGGUGCCAACUUUCAUGAAGUUACAACGGAUAAUAAGUUGUUAAGAAUUUUCAAAAAUGGAAAUGUACUUUAUUCCAUCAGAUUGACUUUAAUACUGUCCUGCCCAAUGGAUCUCAAAAAUUUUCCAAUGGAUGUGCAAACAUGUAUAAUGCAGUUGGAAAGCUUUGGAUACACAAUGAAUGAUCUCAUUUUUGAAUGGCAAGAAAAAGGAGCAGUUCAAGUAGCAGAAGGACUCACUCUGCCACAGUUUCUAUUGAAAGAAGAAAAGGAUUUGUGUUACUGCACCAAGCAUUACAAUACAGGAAAGUUUACGUGUAUUGAAGUCCGAUUUCACCUCGAGAGACAGAUGGGUUACUAUCUCAUCCAGAUGUACAUACCAAGUCUCUUGAUCGUGAUUCUCUCCUGGGUGUCAUUUUGGAUCAAUAUGGAUGCAGCUCCAGCCAGAGUGGCUUUAGGCAUAACAACUGUACUGACCAUGACAACACAAAGCUCAGGCUCACGAGCAUCACUUCCGAAGGUGUCAUAUGUCAAAGCAAUUGACAUCUGGAUGGCUGUGUGUCUGCUCUUUGUAUUUUCUGCACUUUUGGAAUACGCAGCUGUAAAUUUUGUGUCAAGGCAGCAUAAAGAACUCCUGCGAUUCCGACGGAAGAGGAAGAAGAACAAGUAUUUUGAGGGAGUUCUUGAUGGAAAUGAAAUCAAUGAAUCAUUACAGCAUAGCAAUGGCUUGAGAUGUGCAGGACCUAUAGACGGGACUUUGCCUCAAAUCUACAGUACAAAUUUAAGGGAUGACGAUGCACGGGAAAGUCAGUUCAGUUUUACAGCAUAUGGAGUGGGGCCAUGUCUGCAAGCAAAAGAUGGAGUGGCACAGAAGGGGCCAAAUAAUCCUGCUCAAGCUGUACCUAAAAGCCCUGAUGAGAUGAGAAAAGUAUUCAUUGACCGAGCCAAGAAGAUAGACACAAUUUCCAGAGCUUGUUUUCCAUUAGCUUUUCUGAUUUUCAACAUUUUUUACUGGGUAAUUUACAAAAUCAUAAGGCACGAAGACAUUCACCAAUAA